Astyanax mexicanus (Mexican tetra) is the source of this 3570-nucleotide messenger RNA. RefSeq names its product PR domain containing 4 (gene prdm4). Lineage: Eukaryota; Metazoa; Chordata; Actinopteri; Characiformes; Acestrorhamphidae. Gene Ontology annotation, biological process: regulation of transcription by RNA polymerase II; cell fate commitment. The record is from RefSeq and is a predicted model, not a curated record. Gene Ontology annotation, cellular component: nucleus; cytoplasm. Gene Ontology annotation, molecular function: histone deacetylase binding; DNA-binding transcription factor activity, RNA polymerase II-specific; RNA polymerase II cis-regulatory region sequence-specific DNA binding. The transcript is spliced from 12 exons. The coding region runs from base 126 to 2615 and encodes 829 amino acids.
CCGUCCCUCUGUGAGCCAUGUUAUUGUUUUCCUCUGUAUUUUCUGUUAGCAGAGAGGCUAACUUCAGAUUGGAUUUUUCAAAAAUGUAUCCCUUGCAGUGCCACAACUGAAAGGAGUCUUUCAGGAUGAAUGACAUGAACCUUAGCCCUGUGGGCAUGGACCAACUCAGUGUACCAUCUGUCAGUGCCAGUCAUCUAGGCCUUCCUACCUCACCUACUCACAACCCCAUUGCCACUCCAGGCAUGCCAGUUGCCAUACCAAGCUUGGGUCCAUCUCUCGGACCACUGCCCUCUGCCCUGUCCCUCAUGCUACCCAUGGGUCCAUUAGGAGACAGAGGAGUGAUGUGUGGCCUUCCAGAGAGGAACUAUACACUACCGCCUCCCCCGUAUCCACACCUCGAGAGCAGCUAUUUUCGACACAUCCUUCCAGGAAUUCUGUCGUAUCUGGCAGAUCGUCCUCCACCACAGUACAUUCACCCCAGCAGCCUUAACAUGGAUGGGACUCUUUCUGUACCUAAUAAUAAUCCCUCUGGCCUGGACCCUUACAGCGGCCAGGUCGGGCCUUUGGAGCAAGCGAUGGUGUCUAUAGACUCGCGGCAGGUUGGGGGCCAGGCUGAUCUCCACCAGGGAGGAGGUCACGAAGUACAGCUGGACACCACUGGACUCUCUAUGGAGUCACGGGUCAACAGCCCCAUGUCUCCUGACGGGAUGGGAGAGGAGCUGGGCAGCAUCGACGGUGUGGUGGUGGCGGAGACCCAGCAGCAGUUAGGGGCCCGGACUCAGACCCACGAGGGCCUGGGUGGAGUGGACGCGUCGGGGGGAGUCAUGCCUCUGCACGGCUCUGAGCUGGAGCUGCCGGUCGUGAUGGAACAGGAGCAUAUGAGCGGACGGGUGGGGAACGGCUCGGCUGCGUCCGGAGGUCCGGGGACUCUGAGUGAAGCUUUGCACUCUAGUGGAGAGCUGAACUCGGGGGUGGUUAGCGUGGUGCUCACCGGAGCCAUGGCUCAGCAGACUCAGCUGGAUUCACUGCACGGAGCUUCAGGCAUGGUGCUGGAGCCCGUGAAUGUGUCCCCCAUCACUGCGGAGGUUUCUCUGGGGCCUGAUAACAGUUUGGUGCUGGUUAAUUCAACCCUACAACUGGAGGACUCAACUUCUAAUAAGGAGAACAUAGCUACUGUGUUUACUAUCUGGUGCACUUUAUGUGAGAGAUCUUACAGCUCAGACUGUCCUGAGCAUGGACCCGUCACCUUUAUCCCAGACACGCCCAUUCAGAGCAGGGCCCGCCUUUCUUUACCCCGCCCGCUGUGCCUUCGAGUAUCUGUGGCUGAUGAGCCCAGUGGUGUCUUUGCACGAGAGACCAUCCCUACCAGGACUUGCUUUGGACCAAUGGUUGGGCAGCACUGUAGCAGUGUGGAACUCACAGACUGGUCUGAUAAGGACACGCCUCAGCUGUGGAAGAUGUUCCACAAUGACCUCCUGGAGUUUUGUAUAUUAACAACAGAUGAACACGAAUGCAACUGGAUGAUGUUUGUGAGAAAAGCAAGGAGCUCAGAGGAGCAGAAUCUGGUGGCAUAUAUUGAUAAUGGGAAGCUUUAUUUCUGCACCUCCAGAGAGAUUCUCCCAGAGCAGGAGCUGCUGUUCUAUUACAGCAGAGAUUACAGUCGACAGCUCGGUGUUCCCCAGGUGCCAGAGGGUCAGAUUUGUCACUGUGGAAAAGAAUGUGCCUCCUUCUCCGAGCUGAAAUCUCACCUCAGCAGCCACGCCCGCAGUCAGAGCCCCGCCCACGAGGACCCAAACCGCACUGUCCACAGCCAGACUCACUCUCAGGAGAAGCUCUCCAGUGAAGCCCCCAGCCCCACCUCCUCCCCGUCCUGGCAGUGCCACUCCCACAGUGAUGGGCAGGCCAGCAGCAACGGGCACCGCCACGGCAGAGAGAGGAAGUUCAAGUGCACCAUGUGUUCACGAGCGUUCACCACGUCCACCAAGCUGAACGUGCACUUUAUGGGACACAUGGGGGUGAGACCACACAAAUGCAGCUACUGCAGCAAGGCGUUCAGUGACCCGAGCAACCUGAGGAUGCACCUGAGAAUCCACACAGGUCAGAAGAAUUUCAGGUGCACUGUGUGUGGGAAGUCUUUCACUCAGAAAGCUCAUGUGGAGUCUCAUAUGGUAAUUCACACGGGUGGCAAGAAUAUCAAGUGUGAUCACUGUGACAAGACCUUCAACAGGAAACAGGACCUUAAGCAGCACAUGUAUUCACAUUCACUAGACCGCCAGAUCACCUGCCCGAAGUGCGACAAGCAGUUCCUCAAGACCGAUCACCUGAAGAAGCACCUGAACUCCCAUGACGGGAAACGGGACUUCAUCUGUGAGAAAUGCAACAAGGGCUUUCUUACAAAAUACCACCUCACGCGCCACCUUAAAAUCUGCAAGGGCCCGAAGACUGGCAGAGGACUUUCCCACGAGGAGGAAGGAGAGGAGGAUGAGGAGGAUGAAGAGGAGGAGGCGGAGGAGGAGGAGGAAGAGGAGGAAGAAGAAAGAAGUACCAGGGGACCAGAUGAUCAGGAACACUGUGGCAUUGGAAUGGCGAGUUACUCCGCUGACAAGACCCUGUAACCUUUUACUGUGAUUCACCUUGUGUCUUAUAUUUAUUUAUUUAACCCUUUUUCUUUCUGUUUCAUCUUUGAUUUCAUGAUGUUGCCAAAAUUCAUGUUACUGGUGUGUGAUGAUACUCAUCCUACUUCGAAUUGUAAAGUUUCAGAAAGAUAAAAUCUUCUUUGCCACAAAUUAAGCUAAAAGAAAACAAUGUAUGAUGAUAAUAAUGGUAAUAAAUAGUUAACCCAUAAGAGCCCAUUGUGAUAUAUAUGUGUCACAGACCCUUUAAAAUCUGCUUAAAAUUCCUUACAUAACUCUUUCUGUCACUCAUGUUAAAGUAUCUAAGGAGAGCUUUAGGGAUAGUGCUGGAGAUAAAACUAAAAUAACUCCUUUUUAAAAAAGUGUAUUUUAGCUUCUACAGCUCUUUUCCAACCAUUUAACCAUUCAAAUGCUAGAUAGCUACCAAUUAAAUGUUUUAGCUAUGUUCUAUACACCUAAUUCUGACCUGAUUUUUUUAGAACAAACUGUUAAACACAGUUUAGAAAAUAAGUGUGGCAUUUAUGUUACAUUAGGACUUCAACCUUAAAAUAUUAUGCUUAUAAAAUAUUAAUAUUGUGCUUCAUCACAAUAAGAAAACAUGAAUGAGCUGCUCUCUAAAUUAAUCUGAUUCAGUUUUGAAUUUGGCAUCAAUAUUCCGAAGUAGGUCUGGGCUCUUAUGGGUUAAAAUCAACACAUUAUGAUACUCAAAUAAGUAUAAAUAGUCUGAAGUUCUGGGAACCAAUGAACAUACUGCCUGCUUAUCAUACUAAUGUUGUUUUACUUUAUAUAUUGAGUACUAAAAGAUGAAUUCACCAAGUACCUCUGUACUACUUUGCCUUGGUUGUUAUUUAUUUGUUGCAUUAUUUUCUGUCAGACGAGGCGUGUUAUAGAAUUAUGUAAUUUAUUUUAUAAAUAAAAUCAAUUCUAUAACUCAUGG